Microthlaspi erraticum is the source of this 1017-nucleotide messenger RNA. The record is from the annotation of a GenBank genome assembly. NCBI's taxonomy places the organism in Eukaryota, Viridiplantae, Streptophyta, Magnoliopsida, Brassicales, Brassicaceae.
AUGGAGAUCCCAAAAACCCUUUUGCUAGUGAUCUCUCUGGUGGCUGCAACUAGUUUCUUCCAAGCCAGGGCAGCUGGUGUUUACUGUAGCAACCCUUACACUCGUUGUUACCGCAGGUACAUUGACUGUCCAGAGGAAUGUCCAAGCACAACGGCUAUGAACUCCAAAAACAAAGUUUGCUACGCCGAUUGCGACAGACCUACUUGCAAAUCCCAAUGCCGCAUGCGGAAACCAAACUGUAACAGACCUGGAUCAGCUUGCUACGACCCGAGGUUCAUAGGAGGAGACGGCAUUGUGUUCUACUUCCAUGGAAAGAGCAAUGAAGAGUUUAGCCUUGUCUCUGACUCUGACCUUCAAAUCAAUGGAAGGUUCAUUGGUCACAGACCCGCUGGUCGCGCCAGAGACUUCACAUGGAUCCAAGCCCUCGGAUUCCUCUUCAACUCCCACAAAUUCUCUCUUGAAGCCUCUAAAUCCGCCACAUGGGACAAUGAAAUCGAUCAUCUCAAAUUCAGCUUCGAUGGCCAAGAUUUAUCUGUCCCGGAAGAAACACUCUCUACUUGGUAUUCACCAAACAAAGACAUCAAGAUUGAGAGAGUGACUACAAGAAACAGCGUGAUCGUGACAAUCAAAGACAAAGCUGAGAUUAUGGUCAAUGUGGUUCCAGUGACGAAAGAAGACGACAGAAUCCACAGCUACAAAGUCCCAUCAGAUGACUGUUUUGCUCAUCUCGAGGUUCAGUUCAGAUUCUUCAACCUUUCACCUAAGGUCGAUGGAAUCUUGGGACGAACCUACAAACCGGAUUUCCAGAAUCCGGCUAAGCCUGGAGUCGCGAUGCCCGUUCUUGGUGGUGAGGACAGCUUCAAGACUUCUUCUCUCCUCGUCAGUGACUGUAAAACUUGCAUCUUCUCUGAAUCACCACUGGAAGAGAUGGAUAUUGUUAAGUCAGAGACUGAGUAUGCAACACUUGACUGUACCCGUGGAGCCUCUUCUGGAAACGGAAUCGUCUGCAGGAAGUAA